Molecule: messenger RNA, 3925 nt
Organism: Populus nigra (black poplar)
Lineage: Eukaryota; Viridiplantae; Streptophyta; Magnoliopsida; Malpighiales; Salicaceae
Product: glutamate receptor 3.2
Exons: 6
Coding region: 864-3650 (928 amino acids)
Cellular component (GO): plasma membrane
Molecular function (GO): glutamate-gated receptor activity
Source: RefSeq, a predicted model, not a curated record
GUACCCACCAUUGUCAGCAAGUGGCUCCUUUUUCUCGACGGACCCACGUUGCUUUUCACCUGUGAGGCCUCUUCUACUCAACUGUAGCACCUUAUAAUUUUACCUUUUUUCUUCCAGUUUUUGUACAUGUUUAGUUCUUUGAUGUAUUAACGAGACUUUCUUCUUUGCCAAAUUGGGGUUUUUUUUCCCGUAAAUUUAUUCUUCAUCUUUAGCUACUGAUGAUGUUUUGUGAAAAUUGGUUUUGGUUUGAGCUGGAGGUGUGAUAUGUUCAUGGUGAUCAAUAGGGCCUGAAAUCAUAUUUCUUUGCUUUAUGCCGGCUUUCUCAUGGUAAGCAAGGACGGAGGCCAGUUGAAGGCUAGGGUGACUGUAGUAAGUAUCUGUUUGUUGUUUCAGCACCAGGACACAUUUUGUUUUCCUAUAGGGGGAAAAGGACUACAUGGUUUUAUAAGUUGUUUAACUGCUCUUUGAUUCCUCUUCUUGAGAUCUCAAAUGGGUUGCUGUUUUUCUUGUGCUUUUGGAUACAUGAUUCGCACUUAGCAACACCAUGAAAGUGUUUUUUUAAAUGCUUAUGGGUCCCUUUGCUUUUGAGAAAAUACUUUCUUUUUGUUUUUUAUCAGGGUAAAACCACUUGGCUUGGACAAGGACCUUAUUCCUCUUCAUCUUAUAAUUCCCUGUUGUUGAUAAAAUAGAAUUUUGGCUGGAUAUGCUCAAUCUUGGUUCCCUAUGUCUUCCCACUGAAGAUACUACAAUUGUAGAUUUAAGUUUCUUGCAAUUCUAAUUCCUGAUAAAUUUGAUUUGGUGUGUACAAUUCAUUAUGUUACGUUUUGGAAGCUAGGUGGUUCGAUUCAUCUUUUAGCAUCACCAUGAAUCUGGCCUGGCUUUUGUCCUUCUGGAUUCUCUGUACCAGUUCUUUUUCACAAGGGUCUUUAAGCCCUGGUGGUACUGUGAAUGUUGGAGCUAUUUUUACAUUUGGCUCCAUCAAUGGAAGAGUCGCAAAGGUUGCCAUGGAGGCAGCUGAGGAUGAUAUCAAUUCUGAUCCAAGCCUUCUUGGAGGAAGGAAGUUGUCUAUAAAUAUGCAUGAUUCCAACUUCAGUGGAUUUCUGGGAAUCAUUGGAGCUUUGCAAUUCCUGGAGACUGAUACUGUAGCUGUUAUUGGUCCACAAACUGCUGUGAUGGCUCAUGUACUCUCACAUCUUGCUAAUGAGCUCCAAGUUCCUUUCUUGUCUUUCACAGCUCUAGAUCCCACUCUUUCACCUCUCCAAUUCCCAUACUUUAUUCAAACAGCUCCCAACGAUUUGUUUCAAAUGACUGCCAUUGCAGACAUGGUUAGCUAUUAUGGUUGGUCUGAGGUUACUGCAGUUUUCAAUGAUGAUGAUCAGAACCGAAAUGGUAUAACUGUACUAGGUGAUAAACUUGCGGAAAGGCGUUGCAAAAUUUCCUAUAAAGCAGCACUUCCUCCAGAACCAAAAGCCACCCGAAGCUAUGUUCAAGAAGAGUUAGCUAAGAUUCUGGGGAUGGAAUCUCGAGUAAUUGUGUUGAAUACCUUCAGCAAAACAGGUCUCUUAGUUUUUGAUGUUGCAAAGGCACUUGGGAUGAUGGAGAAUGGGUUUGUUUGGAUAGUUACCAGUUGGCUGUCUACUGUUAUAGAUUCAGUUUCACCUCUUCCUACUACUGCCAACUCAAUCCAGGGAGUUUUAGCACUCCGUCCACAUACACCAGAUUCAAAAAGAAAAGGGGAUUUCAUGUCACGGUGGAACAAGCUGAGUAAUGGCUCUAUUGGGCUAAAUCCUUAUGGUCUAUAUGCCUAUGAUACUGUUUGGUUACUUGCACGCGCAUUGAAAUCGUUUUUUGAUCAGGGAAACACCAUUUCUUUUACCAAUGAUUCGAGAUUAGGUGGAAUAGGAGGGGGAUAUUUGAACCUUGGUGCAUUGAGCAUAUUUGAUGGAGGAAGCCAAUUGCUUAAAAAUAUAUUGCAAACAAGUAUGACAGGUCUGACAGGACCUUUUCGAUUUAAUCCAGACAGGUCCAUUUUACAUCCCUCUUAUGAUAUCAUUAAUGUAUUAGAAACUGGGUAUCAGCAGGUUGGAUACUGGUCAAACUAUUCCGGGCUAUCUGUUGUGCCCCCAGAGACACUUUAUGGAAAGGCAGCUAACCGUUCUAGUUCAAGCCAACAUUUACAGAGUGUGGUAUGGCCUGGGGGGACAACAGCUAGGCCACGGGGCUGGGUGUUUCCAAACAAUGGAAAGGAAUUACAAAUUGGAAUCCCAGACCGAGUUAGUUAUCGGGAUUUUGUCUCAAAAGUGAAUGGCACCGACGUGGUCCAAGGAUAUUGCAUAGAUGUAUUUCUUGCUGCCAUUAAAUUGCUUCCAUACGCUGUUCCACACAAGUUCAUUCCAUUUGGAGAUGGUCAUAAGAAUCCGACAUACUACGAUCUUGUUUACAAGAUCACAACCAGGGUCUACGAUGCUGUUGUCGGUGAUGUUGCUAUUGUCACCAACCGGACAAAGAUUGUCGAUUUCACUCAGCCAUACAUAGAGUCAGGGCUAGUUGUGGUGGCUCCGGUCAAGAAGCGAAAUUCAAAUGCUUGGGCAUUCUUGCGGCCUUUUAGUCCAUUGAUGUGGGCUGUCACGGCAAUGUUUUUCCUUAUUGUGGGAGCUGUUGUAUGGAUCCUUGAGCAUAGAAUUAAUGAUGAAUUCCGAGGGCCACCUAGGAAACAGCUUGUCACAAUUCUCUGGUUUAGCUUCUCCACUUUGUUUUUCUCCCACAGAGAAAACACUGUGAGCACACUUGGUCGCCUUGUGCUGAUAAUCUGGCUUUUUGUAGUUUUGAUAAUCAACUCAAGCUAUACUGCAAGUCUGACAUCAAUUCUCACAGUGCAACAGUUAUCCUCCACCAUUAAAGGAAUUGAUUCCUUGAUAACUAGCAAUGUUCAAAUUGGAUUCCAAGUAGGAUCCUUUGCUGAAAAUUAUCUAAAUGAAGAACUCAGCAUUGCUAAAACUAGACUUGUUGCUCUUGGUUCACCAGAAGAAUAUGCGGAUGCCCUUAAAAAUGGUACUGUUGCUGCCGUGGUUGAUGAGCGACCUUAUGUAGACCUCUUCCUCUCAGAGCACUGUGAGUUCUCAAUAAUAGGUCAAGAGUUCACCAGAAGUGGUUGGGGAUUUGCAUUUCCAAGAGAUUCACCCUUGGCCAUUGAUAUGUCUACUGCCAUUCUCCAACUAUCUGAGAACGGCGAGCUUCAGAAGAUCCAUAACAAGUGGUUGCAAAGAAAGCUCUGCAGUUCCCGGGACAUUGGGUCGAGUGCAGAUCAACUACAGCUACAAAGCUUCUGGGGGCUUUUCCUCAUUUGCGGGAUUGCAUGUGUGCUUGCUCUCUUGAUCUACUUUUGCACCACAUUUCGCCAAUUCAGCCGGCACUUCCCUGAAGAAUCCGAUUCUUCUGUCCAAAGCCACUCUCGCUCCAAACGUCUUCAAACAUUCUUAUCAUUUGCUGAUGACAAGGUGGAACAAUGGAAGAAGAGCAAGUCCAAGAGAAAAAGAGAAGAUGAAUUAUCAAAUCGGAGUGGGGAGGGAAGCAUGUCAGUUAAUAGAUCUGAAAGAAUCCAAAGGCACAUUUCUCGGGAAAGAGAAAAUGGUGAUACUUGGCUGCAUUAAUUGGUCAUAUGAUAAUUUAUUUACAUGACCAUAUAUCUAGGGAGCCACUUAAUCCUCCAUAGUUUUUUCAAGGAGCUACUUGUUACUACAUACUCUCUCACAUGAGAUAGAUUAUAGCUUGCAGUUAUUUCAACUUGCCAAUCAAUUGUCUGUAUACAUAAUCAAUACAAGAGCAGGCAGCUUGUGUUGUAUGAAAGAAUGGAAAUACUCUAAUGAUGAUGCUAAUGAUACAUGCAUGGAAAAUGCUGAAACCAGCAGCAUUCUUCUCUUCUGUA